This is a messenger RNA of Closterium sp. Naga37s-1, 2856 nucleotides long. The record is from the annotation of a GenBank genome assembly. NCBI's taxonomy places the organism in Eukaryota, Viridiplantae, Streptophyta, Zygnematophyceae, Desmidiales, Closteriaceae.
AUGAACGUCUCCAAUCGCACGCUAGAAUCGCUGGUAGCCUUGGGGGCGAAGAUCGAGCCCAUUCUGGAGCCCGUGCCUUAUCCGUUCGCCGUCACGGCGGACAGACUUGCCAUCAACAAGCCGUGCAGGUACUCGAAGCUGCUGAUGUGGAACAUGGUGCGCUACCGCAAGCUCAUCUACCUGGACUCGGACCUGCUCGUGCUGCACAACAUCGACGACCUCUUCCACCGCCCGCAACUCUCCGCCGCGCCCGACACGCUGCCGCCCGACAAGUUCAACAGCGGGCUCAUGGUGGUGGAGCCCAACCGCGCCAUGUUCAAAGACAUGCUCUCCAAGAUCGUCACCCUCGUCUCGCCCAACGUGGGCGACCAGGGCUUUCUCAACAGCUACUUCUCGUCGUGGUACCAGCAGGGCCCCGUGCACCACAUCGACUACACGUACAAUGCGCUCGUGCGCAUCUCCGUGUCGCCCGGCUGGCGCCUAUUCAUCGAGCCCAAGCUCAAGGUGCUGCACUUCUCGGGCAACACCAAGCCCUGGAACAUGAUGGUCGACCGCCAGUUCCCCACCACGAGGGCGUUCGACCACCGGUGGUGGGAGGUGUAUGACGACGUCUACUCCAUCCUGCACCGCCAGGCGCUCAAAUCCUCCAAGUCCUCCUCCUCCUCCUCCUCCUUCAACUCCCGCUCCACCCUAGACACCACCGCUGCUGCCACUGCAGCUGCUGCUGAGAAGGCUGGUGGUGGGGGGAGUGGAGGGGUUGGGGGGGGUGGGGAGAGCUUGGAGGCGGUGGCGACUGCUGCCCGGCUGGCAGCAGCAGCGGCAGCAGCAGCAGGGUCGCCCUCGGAGCCGCCCCAGCUGGCGCCGCAGUGCCAGCGGAACUACAUGGCGUAUGCACGCAAGCCACCGAUAACGGACAAGUUCAGUGUGAUCAUCAACUGCUUUGACCGCUUUGACCUCAUGCUCUACUUUGUGCGGCGCUACGCGCACUUUGAGUUCGUGCACAAGGUGUACAUCGUGUGGGGCAACACGCGCGUCACGCCCUUCCACCCCUCCUACUUCAACGUCUCCAAGCCCGUCGAGAUCCUCUACUCUGGCAUCGACUCGCUCAACGACCGCUUCAAACCCAUUCGGUCAGUGGAAAGAUGGCCAUACUCCUCCCUUCUCGCCCUGCCAUUCUCUUUCUCGCCCUGCCAUUCUCUUUCUUGCCCUGCUAAUCUCUUUCUUGCCCUGCCUCAUUCUUGUCCUCUAGAUUCCCCAUUCACGCGUGCCCCUCUCACUGCAUUCUGUUCCCCCAGCUCCCUGGAGACAGAGGCAGUGCUGAUGUGUGACGACGACAUCGAGGUGCAUCCAGGCGCGCUGCGCGUGGCGUUUGAGCGGUGGCAGGAGGAGAAGUACCGCCUCGUGGGCUUCUUCCCGCGCGCGCACUACCGCGAGGUGAACGGGCCGCGCAGCGGGCAGAUGACGUACGUGCUGACGCCGCGGCAGGAGUACAGCAUCGUGCUCACCAAGAUGUUCCUCAUGCACGGCGACUACCUGCGCGCCUACACCUGCAUCAUGCCGCAGCGCGUGCGCGAGUACGUGGAGCGCAACAAGAACUGUGAAGACAUCACCAUGAACUUCGUGGUGACUCAGCUGUCAGGGCUGCCGCCGCUGCUCAUGGAGGACCCCACGAAGCUGGACUACGGCACGUCGUCCGGGCUGUCGUCCCGAGGGAGCCACGACAACUCCAGGUCCGUGUGCAUGAACGACAUUGCCAUCAUGCUGGGGUACAUGUCACUGCGCAACACAUCCGAGGCCGUCACCUUCUUCGAACGAGACAAGAUGGUCAAGGUGGUGAGACGGCGCAGGCUGAGCACGGCGGCACACAUGGUGUUUGAGCCGGUGUUUGAUGCGUUUGAGCACCGCGGCAGCAAGCAGUUCCUCAAGCAGCUCACCUUCCAGCACCCCCUCAUCACCACUGAGAUCGCCCACGUGCCCACCCACACCGUCAACCGACACGUCAUGUGCAUCAAGGGGGACAACGACGAGGACAUGGACGACCCGGCGCGCAACCAGUACACGCUGCUCGACUUCGCCUCCGUGCCGCCCGACGCCGGCCACCUCUCAGGAAGCACCUUCAUCGCGCACAGCCAGUGGGGCUUCGAGGGCCGCUUCACGCUGCUGCACCUCGCCUCCUCCCUCGCCACCUGGCGCCGCUCCCACGGCUGCUUCGGCCCCGCCCGCCUCAUGCUCUUCCAGGACGGCAUGCUCCGCACGCAGAUAUCAGCGUGGGCCAGCAACCUGCUCAAGGCAGUGCUGGGGCCGGGAGCAGCGCCGCCGUUCAAGCCACCGGACGGGGUGACGCCGCAGUGCCUGGAGAACGCAGUGGUGCUGCGGCAGCGGGACACCUUCAACGCCGAUGAGUGCAGCAGCGACGCUCAAGAGCUGCGACGGAUUGUCCGUGCCUUUUGCCACACCCGGGUGCCAGCAGUGCCAGCACCAGAGGACCCGCCAGCGCUGCUGGGGGAGGAGGGCAUGGACGUACGCAUUGCGUUUGCGGGCGACGCGGACAACUGGGCGCGCAUGCCGUGGUUCAACUUCUCCCUCGCCGCCACCUGGAUCCGCCAGGAGUGCGCCGUCUUCUCGCUCUCCUGCGAGGUCGCCACGGUGCCAAGAGGGGAAUUCUGCCGUGUCAAGGUUUUGGGCCUGGGCCGAGCGGACAUCGUGAUUGGUCCGUGGGGAGACCGGGCUUUGGACAACAUAGUGUUCCUGCUGCCCGGCACAGCCGUGCUGGAGCUGUACCCAUCCAACGCACAUGAGGACGACCGCAAGACCGCCAAGCUCGAGGCCGAGUGCCUUGACCUCGCUUAUGAGCAG